AUAUAUUCCUAGUUCAAGUUUCAAUUCUAUUCUCUAAGCACCUUAUCAUGUCCAAAGGUAUCCUGCUCCAGCAACUUUAAUUUGGACUCUAUAAGACAAGAACUCUUGCUUCUGUUUUUGGCAGAAUUAAGAUAUGACUCCCAUGAUUACAAUACAUUAAACAAAAAUUAGUUUAUUUUGAUCGGAUAAUAUUAUUUGUAAAUAAAGCAGUGAUAGAGAAGUACAAGAUGGAUAGAGGAAAAGGAAGAGGUGAAGAUUCAGAAGAUGAGGAAUUUAAGGUUGAGGAUCUUCAAGAAAGUUCCAACUCCAAGAAAUUAGCCUCUAAUUGGAAGAAUCGCUUCAAGCUUUUGAGGAACUAUUCUAGUCUUGACACUAAUAAUGUUAGUGUUAGAAAUGGAGAUCAAGGGAGAGACAGUACAAGCAGGGGAGGACGUAGAGAUCACUGCUAUGGCUUUGUUAUUCAUCCUGAUAAUUGGUGGUACCUGUUGUGGACUCAAUUCAUUCUGAUAUGGGCGAUUUACUCCUCCUUCUUCACUCCCCUGGAGUUUGGGUUUUUCAGAGGACUCCCCGAAAAUCUGUUCCUUCUGGACAUUGCCGGCCAAAUUGCUUUCCUCAUCGACAUCGUCGUUCUCUUUUUUGUUGCGUAUCGAGACGCUCAUUCUUACUGCAUGGUCUACGACCGUAAACUCAUUGCCCUUCGGUACUUGAAAUCUCGUUUCCUGGUGGACUUGCUAGGUUGCUUCCCAUGGGAUGCUAUAUACAAGGCUUGUGGAAGAAAGGAGCCAGUUAGAUACCUCUUAUGGAUUAGGCUAAGCCGAGCCCUUAGAGUGACAGAGUUUUUUGAAAAGCUGGAGAAAGACAUCCGUCUAAAUUAUCUGUUUACAAGGAUUGUGAAGUUAUUAGUUGUCGAAGUAUACUGCACUCACACCGCUGCUUGUAUUUUUUACUAUCUGGCUACUACAUUGCCUCCAUGGGAGGAAGGUUACACGUGGAUAGGAAGCCUGAAGAUGGGUGACUAUAGUUAUGCACAUUUCCGAGGCAUUGAUCUUUGGACUCGCUAUAUCACAUCUUUGUACUUUGCCAUUGUCACCAUGGCAACUGUUGGUUAUGGAGAAAUUCAUGCAGUCAAUACCAAGGAAAUGAUAUUUGUAAUGAUUUAUGUCUCUUUUGACAUGAUUCUUGGUGCCUACCUACUUGGUAAUAUGGCAGCAUUAAUUGUAAAAGGAUCCAAAACUGAAAAGUUCAGGGAUAAAAUGGCAGAUAUUAUAAAGUAUAUGAACAGAAACAGGCUGGGGAAACGCAUAAGCAAAGAGAUCAAAGAUCAUGUCAGAUUACAGUAUGAGAGCCGAUAUAAUGAGUCUUCUGUUCUUCAGGAUAUUCCUGCUUCAAUUCGAGCUAAGAUUUCGCAAAAGUUGUAUGAGCCCUACAUCAGAGGAGUCCCACUUUUCAGAGGUUGCUCGCAUGAAUUUAUCAAACAGAUUGCAAUCAAAGUACAUGAAGAAUUUUUCCUUCCAGGGGAAGUGAUUAUGGAACAGGGUAGCAUGGCAGAUCAACUGUAUUUUGUCUGUCAUGGUAAAGUGGAAGAAGUUAGAAAACCAGAAGAAAAUGAAACUGAAGAAUCUCUCCUGGAUCUUCACACUUACAACUCUGUUGGUGAAAUUUCUGUUCUUUGUAACAUCCCAGUCCCUUAUACAGUUCAAGUUUAUGAGUUAUCUAGACUGCUACGAAUUGAUAAACAAGCUCUGGUGGAGAUUCUGGGGAUAUACUUCUCUGACGGGCGUGUAAUCAUCAAUAAUCUACUUGAGGGAAGAGAGUCAAGCCUUCGAAGCAAGAUAUUGGAUUCAGACAUAACACUGAAUAUUGCGAAACAUGAAUCUGAGCUCACGAUGAGGUUGAACUGUGCAGCUCACGAUGGAGAUUUGUAUCGUCUAAGUCGUAUAAUUGGUGCAGGAGCAGACCCCAGCCGAACUGAUUAUGAUGGAAGAUCACCCCUGGUAUCUAUUUCUAGCUUUUGUAAAGUGUGUGGAGAAAGAUAUAUCUUUGCUUGGACUUAUUAUAUCUUUGCUUGGACUUUCCUAUAAUAAUUUAUAGUUGUUUCUGUCAUAACAAGCUACCAAAUAGCAAUGUCAAGGUUACUUAUAGAAAAGGUAUAUCAAGGUUAUACUCCAUCAUUCAUUU
Messenger RNA from Nicotiana tabacum (common tobacco), 2178 nucleotides. The record is from RefSeq and is a predicted model, not a curated record. NCBI's taxonomy places the organism in Eukaryota, Viridiplantae, Streptophyta, Magnoliopsida, Solanales, Solanaceae.